Iphiclides podalirius (scarce swallowtail) is the source of this 1626-nucleotide messenger RNA. Lineage: Eukaryota; Metazoa; Arthropoda; Insecta; Lepidoptera; Papilionidae. The record is from the annotation of a GenBank genome assembly.
AUGCAACCACAGAUCCUAGUGCUGAAGGAGGGGACGGAUCAGUCCCAGGGCAAGCCGCAGCUUAUUUCCAACAUCAAUGCAUGUCAGCUAGUUGUGGAUGCGGUUCGCACCACAUUGGGCCCUCGCGGCAUGGACAAGCUUAUCGUGGAUCACGGUGGCAAGGCUGUCAUAUCAAACGAUGGUGCCACCAUAAUGAAGCUUUUGGAUAUUGUUCACCCUGCGGCCAAGACACUGGUGGACAUUGCCAAGUCGCAAGACGCCGAGGUUGGUGAUGGAACCACAUCUGUUGUGAUUCUUGCUGGUGAGCUUCUUAAGAGGCUGAAGCCUUUUGUUGAGGAUGGUGUCCACCCCCGCAUCAUCAUCAGGGCGCUGCGCACAGUUUCGCGCUUGGCGAUCGAGCGCAUCCAGGAGUUGGCGGUGAAGAUCGAGAGCCAGUCACCGGAGGAGCAAAAAGAGCUCCUGCGCAAGUGCGCGGCCACCGCCAUGUCCUCCAAGCUGAUUCAUCAGCAGAAGGACCACUUCUCCAAGAUUGUUGUGGACGCUGUGCUGUCCCUGGACGCUCCACUUCUGCCCCUCGAUAUGAUUGGCAUCAAGAAAGUGUCUGGUGGCGCUCUAGAGGACUCCUUCCUCGUCUCCGGGGUGGCCUUUAAGAAGACCUUCUCAUAUGCCGGUUUCGAGAUGCAGCCCAAGAGUUACAAUGACUGCAAGAUUGCCCUGCUCAACAUUGAGUUGGAGUUGAAAGCAGAGAGGGAUAAUGCUCAGAUCCGUCUGGACAAUGUGAGGGAGUACCAGAAGGUGGUGGACGCCGAGUGGCAGAUUCUUUAUGAGAAGCUGGCAGCGUUACACGAGAGCGGUGCCAAUGUGGUGCUCAGCAUGCUUCCCAUUGGGGAUGUAGCUACACAGUACUUUGCUGAUCGCGACAUGUUCUGCGCGGGCCGCGUGGUGGCCGAGGACCUGCGCAGGACGCAGCGCGCGUGCGGCGGCGCCGUUCUCAGCUCGGUGCGCGACAUGAAGCCCGAGUCGCUCGGCCGCUGCGCUCAAUUCACCGAGCGCCAGGUGGGCGGCGAGCGGUACAACAUAUUCACCGGGUGCCCGGCCGCCAAGGCGUGCACCGUGGUGCUGAGGGGAGGUGCCGAGCAGUUCCUCGAGGAGACGGAGCGCUCGCUCCACGACGCAAUCAUGAUCGUGCGCAGGACCAUCAAGAAUGAUGCAGUGGUGGCAGGCGGCGGCGCCAUCGACAUGGAGAUCUCGAAGCGGCUGCGCGACCACUCGCGCGGCGUGGCCGGCAAGGAGCAGCUGCUGGUGGCGGCGGCGGCGCGCGCCUUCGAGGCGAUCCCCAGGCAGCUGGCGGACAACGCGGGCCUCGACGCCACGGGCCUGCUCAACAAGCUGCGCCAGCGCCACCACGCGGGCGACGUGUGGUUCGGCAUCGACAUACAGAAGGAGGACAUCGCGGACAAUUACGUCAACUGCGUCUGGGAGCCGGCCGUGGUGAAGAUCAACGCGGUGACGGCGGCCUGCGAGGCGGCCACACAGAUCCUUUCUGUUGACGAGACCAUAAAGAACGUGAAGGGAGAGGCGCCGCCACAGAUGCCGGGGCGCGGCAUGGGCCGUCCCAGGAUGGGU